GGGAGAUCAAGAAUUUAUUGUUGAAGAAUCUUUGUUGGUUCCUACUUGUCAUCAUGAUCUAAAGAAUAAAAAUUCAAUUUCUAUUUUUUGAACUUUUUUAAAUUUUGUGCUCGAGGAAAAAGAAAGCAUAAAUGUAGGCGCAGUUGAUUUAAAUUUAUUCUCUUAUAGAUCAACUGUGAAACGUUCUUCUGUUUAUAGAACCCAAAGCAUGCUCACUGUUCUCAUUCUUGAGACUGAUUUGUGCUUCAUUUCUACUCAGGGUUUCUAUUGCACAUUAGUUUCUUAGAUCACAUUUUGUGGCUUUGGUUGUACACAUAGAGUUGUGAAAGUGCUGUGGAUAUAGAUUGUCAUGGGAACUGAAGAGCCCAAAGAUCCAUUAAAGGGUGUUGACUGGAAAGCCAUAGGCAGUGAAUUGCAGAAGGACCCUAGUGCUGGUGCAAAGCCAAUUUUAAAGAAGCGACUUCCAAAAAAGAUCAGGCAAAUUCCAGAAUAUUAUUUCCUUCCUCGAAGAUCUCUACCUUCUGCAAUUGCAUUCUAUGGGGCAUGUAUUGCAGGUGGAAUUGGUGCUGGCAUGCUGCUAGAGGUCUGGAUAAACAAGAAAGUUAAAGAGGAUGGUGGCGUCAUAUGGGAAUUUGAUAAGUAGAUCAUGGGUGGCACUGCAAGGGUCAACUUUAAGCAUCCAUUUUUCUCUGCUGGUGUUCUUCUAGGGAUGGGACUUAAGGCUGCGAGGUAACUUUUUGGAUUUGAAUGUUAUGGAUUUGAACUUUAUUUUCAUGGUGCAGCCCAAUAUCUAUUCUUCUUAAAUGUAGGACGGGCCUGUAAUGAGUUAUUCACAGCCCAGUUUCGUUCUGAACACGUCUAGAUGUGAACAAUUGUAACCAUUGCUUUAAGGCCUUGUUUGCUUUUAAUAUUCAGACUAGAUUACAGGAGGAGCUACUCUCUUCCUUUUCAAUCUUUAA
This is a messenger RNA of Hevea brasiliensis (rubber tree), 959 nucleotides long. RefSeq lists its product as uncharacterized. Bases 350 to 643 code for a protein of 97 amino acids. Lineage: Eukaryota; Viridiplantae; Streptophyta; Magnoliopsida; Malpighiales; Euphorbiaceae. The record is from RefSeq and is a predicted model, not a curated record. The transcript has 3 exons.